Messenger RNA from Bombyx mandarina (wild silkworm), 1503 nucleotides. It is a transcript of the gene PpV, whose product is annotated as Protein phosphatase V. Lineage: Eukaryota; Metazoa; Arthropoda; Insecta; Lepidoptera; Bombycidae. The record is from RefSeq and is a predicted model, not a curated record. Gene Ontology annotation, molecular function: protein serine/threonine phosphatase activity.
AUGACGGAUAUAGAUAAAUGGAUAGAAGUUGCAAAGAGAUGCAAAUACCUCCCGGAAGAUGACCUACGGGAACUGUGCAAUAUAGUUUGUGAUUUGUUACUUGAAGAACCUAAUGUUCAGCCGGUACAGACACCUGUGACGGUUUGUGGUGAUAUUCAUGGACAGUUCUAUGAUUUAGAGGAGCUUUUUCACAUAGGUGGUCAAGUGCCAUAUACAAAAUACAUAUUUAUGGGAGAUUAUGUGGAUCGAGGAUAUUAUAGUUUAGAAACACUAACCUUGCUCAUGGCCUUGAAAGCUAGAUAUCCAGAUAGGAUAAUCUUAUUAAGGGGUAAUCAUGAAACAUGUCAAAUAACUAAGGUUUAUGGAUUUUAUGAUGAAUGUCUCAAUAAAUAUGGAAAUGCAAAUGCAUGGAAAGACUGUUGCAGAGUUUUUGAUUUGCUCACUGUUGCUGCAUUAAUUGAUGAAACCGUCCUAUGUGUGCACGGUGGUCUAUCACCAGAAAUAUCUAUGAUUGAUCAAAUAAGAUGCAUUGAUAGAAAUCAACAAAUUCCACACAAAGGUGCAUUCUGUGAUUUGUUGUGGUCAGAUCCUGCUGAUGUGAAAAUGUGGUCAGUAAGUCCUCGUGGAGCUGGAUGGUUGUUUGGCUGUCAGGUUACAGAACUCUUCAUGAAUUACAAUGAUUUAACUCUUAUAUGCAGGGCACAUCAAUUAGUGAAUGAUGGUUAUAAAUACAUGUUUGACAAAAGAUUAGUAACAGUCUGGUCGGCGCCUAACUACUGUUACCGAUGUGGUAAUGUUGCCUCAAUCUUGGAAUUCAACACUGUUCAUGAUAGAACAGCAAGGUUAUUCCAAGCAGUGCCUGACACCGAACGAGAAGUUCCUCCACAGCAUACUACUCCAUAUUUCCUUUGAGCUGAGAUUAUGUGAUCAAAGUAUUCCAUAAGUGUAAAGUUUUGUAUUAAUAAAUGUUGCAUCUAUUACAAUUUUUUUGUUUAUUGACCCACUUUUAUGUUCUUUAUUAUGAGAUCUGUUCUUUUUGACAUAUUACUAUAAUUUUUUUAAAUCUUCAUUAUUUAUACCUUCGUUUUUUAUAUUUAUAUAUUUAAUUUUACCUUUUAUUAUUAAAUAUGUACCAUCAUGAAAUAGUCUGUUGAAAAUGAAUAAUGGGAUUAACAGAAUAUAUUACAAACUAGCUUUCUGCUGCAUUACAUAUCACAUGGGUGGAAGAGAUCCAUGCUCAGCAGUGGAAUGAAAGGCAUCCCAGUUUUUUAAAGGUUAAACUAUUUCCAUACAAUGUUUCAAUAUAUAUGCAGUGAAAAUCCUUUCAAUAGAUUCAGAAAUAUGUGACAAAUGUGGGUGAACAGACAAAUGGUGACCAAUUCUAAAAAUGUCCAGUUUAUGUUCUAUUACUGUUCUUUAAUUAUUAUUUUUCUACUUAUAUAAAAUUUCCUAAAUGUAUAGACGUACUGAAUUAAUUGUUUUAUUAUAUAUGUAGAUUGAUAA